AUGGCUGCAUCUACGCACAAGAAUGCUCGAAUAGCCUCCGUGGUUGCGGGCACUCUGGUUGCUCUGUCCUGCGGAACAAAUUACGCAUAUUCAGCAUGGGCACCACAGUUUGCUCAUCAUAUGAAACUCUCGUCAACCGAGAGCAAUUUGAUCGGCGUGGCAGGAAACCUGGGCAUGUAUGCCAUGGGUAUACCUAUGGGAUUAUUGACUGAUGCUCGAGGUCCACGAUUUAUGACAUUGGUUGGUUCAGCUCUACUGAUUCUCGGCUACUACCCAAUCUACCUAGCUUAUAAAUCCGGAGAGGGGUCAUUUCCAAUUGUACUUUUGUGCUUUUUCGCGUUCUUGACUGGUAUGGGUGGUUGUUCGGCCUUUGGAGCUGCCAUUAAGACAUCGGCUUGUAACUUCCCCGACCAUCGUGGAACUGCAACGGCAUUCCCUCUGGCUGCCUUCGGACUAAGUGCUUUGUUCUGGUCCAAUGUGUCGUCUCUCAUUUUCAAAGAUGAUACUAGUCGCUUCCUUCUACUUCUCGCCCUUGGCACCUCGAUUCUGUCCCUGGUGUCAACUCCUUUCCUUAAAAUCUUCCAAAAUGAGCCGUACGCACCACUUCCCCACCGUGAUACCACAGAACCCUCCGAGUCUCAAUCUCAAUUGCGUCGCGCCAGUGCUGUGGAAGAGUCCAACGACGACAUCCACAAUUCAACCGCUUUCGACCAAAAUAACGAGGUGCACGCUCGUGGGCAGUCAGUCUCUUCAGCUCACUUGCAUCACAGAACUGACGAGAGUUCGUCGUUGGUCGCUCAAGGCGAUGGCCGACCAUCAUUCGACACACUUGACGAUGAUUACUUGAAAUUCGUCGAUCAGGAGUCGCACCACCGAGACAUCCGCGGUCUGGCCAUGCUUCGUGAAGUUGAUUUCUGGCAGCUCUUUCUGAUCAUGGCCCUUCUGUCUGGUAUUGGGCUGAUGACCAUCAACAACAUUGGCAACAGCGCAAAGGCCCUGUGGCUCUACUACGACGAUAGUGCCACAGGUAAAUUCAUCCAUGAACGCCAGGUCAUGCACGUUUCAAUCCUAUCGCUAGGAAACUUCCUCGGACGCCUUUCUAGUGGAAUUGGCUCGGACAUUCUAGUCAAAAAGCUCAACAUGUCUCGUUUCUGGUGUCUAUUUAUCUCUGCCGUAGUUUUCACCGGCACCCAGCUAGCCGGUUUCACGAUCUCAAACCCAAACACCCUCGUCGUUGUCACUGCUUUCACAGGCGUUGCAUACGGCUUCUUGUUUGGUAACUGGGGUGUCAUGACCCUGGCCCCGAUCUUCAGCGGCAACGCAUUCAACCUUAUAUAUGGAACUGUUUACGACCGCCACUCCGUCGUAGGUCCUGAUGGCGACAACCAGUGCCCAGAUGGACUAACCUGUUACCGCACCGCGUACUACGUCACUUUAAUCUCUGGACUCGCAGGCAUCGUUGUCUGCCUGUGGAGUAUCUUUCGUGAAAGACGUAUUCAUAAUGCCAUGCGACAAAAGACUGGCCACCGACUUGCGUAA
Penicillium taxi is the source of this 1539-nucleotide messenger RNA. RefSeq lists its product as uncharacterized. The transcript has 6 exons. Gene Ontology annotation, cellular component: membrane. Lineage: Eukaryota; Fungi; Ascomycota; Eurotiomycetes; Eurotiales; Aspergillaceae. Bases 1 to 1539 code for a protein of 512 amino acids. The record is from RefSeq and is a predicted model, not a curated record.